AUGGGAUCAAUGAAUUCAAACAAUUGGCUUUCUUUUCCACUCUCACCAACUCAUUCUUCCUUACCUCAUCAUCUACAAACUGCUCAAUCCCAUCAAUUCUCUCUUGGUUUGGUCAAUGAAAGUAUUGACAACCCUUUUCAAACUCAAGAGUGGAAUCUGAUUGGAACUCAAGGCAGCAAUGAAGUCCCUAAAGUGGCUGAUUUCCUUGGAGUUGGGAAAUCCGACCAUCAAACCCAAUCAGAAAUCGUGUCCUACGGCGAAAUCCACCAGUCAAGCGAUCAUUCCGAUUACUUAUUCUCAAACAAUAGCUUAGUUCAAGUACAAGAUACGUUGACCGUCGCGGCCGCAACGGCAGCAGCUGGUGGUCAAAGCAACUAUGAACUUCAAGAAAACGGUAGCUUGACUUUGUCAAUGGGGAGCGGAAAAGGUUCUUCAACAUGUGAAACAAGUGCAAGUGUUGAUAACAGUAGUUCUAAUAGCAUUGUUGAAGCUACACCAAGGAGAACUUUGGACACUUUUGGUCAAAGAACUUCUAUUUACCGAGGUGUUACAAGGCAUAGAUGGACUGGAAGAUAUGAAGCUCAUUUAUGGGACAAUAGUUGUAGAAGGGAAGGUCAAUCCCGCAAAGGUCGUCAAGGAGGAUAUGAUAAGGAAGAGAAAGCAGCUAGGGCUUAUGAUCUUGCAGCAUUGAAAUACUGGGGCACCUCAACCACUACAAAUUUUCCAAUUAGCAACUAUGAGAAAGAGCUUGAGGAAAUGAAACAUAUGACCCGCCAAGAAUUCGUUGCAUCUAUUAGAAGGAAGAGCAGUGGGUUUUCUAGGGGAGCUUCCCAGUAUCGAGGAGUAACAAGGCAUCAUCAGCAUGGAAGAUGGCAAGCUAGAAUUGGAAGAGUUGCCGGAAACAAAGAUCUCUACCUCGGAACUUUCAGCACCGAGGAAGAAGCAGCAGAAGCAUACGACAUCGCAGCGAUAAAGUUCCGGGGCCUGAACGCCGUCACCAAUUUCGACAUGAGCCGGUACGACGUAAAAGCCAUUCUCGAAAGCAACACCCUCCCAAUCGGCGGUGGAGCCGCCAAGCGUCUAAAAGAAGCCCAAGCCCUGGAAACAUCCCGGAAACGGGACGAAAUGAUAGCUUUAGGCACAAGUAGUUUCCAAUACGGCAGCUCAUCGUCCACCGGAGUCGGAAUAGGAGCUUUACAAGCCUACCCUUUGAUGCAACAAUCACCGUUCGAUCAUAACUCCGCGUUGCAAAGCCACGAGAUCUCGCAGUUCUCGCAGGAUUCGGCGUACCAGAGUUACAUCCAAACUCAGCUUCAAUUGCAACAGCAAACAAGCCAUCAUCAUCAACAUCAUCAUCACCCUUAUGGGUUUUAUAAUUAUCAUCAGCUUCAGGGAAAUGGUGGUAACCCGGUUUUGUUGCAUGGGUUGAUGAAUAUGGGUGGGUCAUCUUCGUCGGUGAUGGAGAAUAAUGGGAGCUCAACUGGGAGUUAUAGCGGCGGUGGUGGCGGAGGAGGAGGGUAUUUCGGGAAUACGAAUUCUGGUGGGAGUGGUGGCGGAGCUGGUGGUGGAUCGGCGGAGGAGCUGGCGAUGGUUAAAGUGGAUUACGAUAUGCCGUCGACGACUUACACCGGUUGGUCUGGGGAGUCGGUUCAGGGAUCAAAUCCAAGUGUAUUUACAAUGUGGAAUGACUGA
Messenger RNA from Oldenlandia corymbosa var. corymbosa, 1692 nucleotides. NCBI's taxonomy places the organism in Eukaryota, Viridiplantae, Streptophyta, Magnoliopsida, Gentianales, Rubiaceae. The record is from the annotation of a GenBank genome assembly.